GUUAGCUACGAAUUACAAAAUGUGAUUUUUGAUUCUGAGAGUUUGUAGGUUAAUUGUUAACAUUUUGUAUAUAGAUCAAGUUUGUAGGUAAAAAAAGAUGUUGAAGGUGGUCAGCAAAGAAGUUUUAGGUGCGAGGUUACCGAAAAAUAUACGUGCACUUUGUGUCGCAACGCAUUCCCAGAAAUUUCGCACCUCUGAAGACAAACCCAGCUAUCACUCAUCAUCAAACAGUGCCCAAUACUACAAGAUACCGCAGGACAUCAGAAAUCAGCUUUUCGCACAUGGAGGUAUUCCCAAGUCCUACAACAUUCAGACAAAGUCAUUUGCUGAGACAUGUUUGAUGGUACGUGAGCCAAGUCUGGAUAUAAUCAAUUGCAUAAAGUCUAUCGAUUAUAGUAAACCUGUGAAUAGGUUUGUUCUGUAUGGGAAGAAGGGUAGUGGUAAAUCUCUGGCAUUGGCGCACGUCGUUCAUUAUGGUUUGGAAACUGGACACUUGAUUCUGCAUGUGCCAUGGGUGGGACAGUGGAUGCGUUAUUGCAAAGAAUAUAGCAAUUCUGAAUUGAAGCCUGGUAAUGUUGACAUCAAUUUGGACGCAGCCAACUGGUUGGUACACUUCAAAACACAGAAUGCUCAUGUGUUGAGCAACGCAGAUUUGGUUAUUGGCCAGGAUUAUGUUUGGAGCAAAAGGGAGAAAACGCAGAAGGGAGCGCAUAUUUUGGAAUUGAUUGAGCACGGCAUUAGUCGCGUAAAGUAUGCAAGCAGUUGCGUUUUGGGUUUGUGUAUGGAAAUCAAGGAGCUUUCCAAAAAGGGUAAAUGCAAGACCAUGGUGGCAAUCGACGGGUACAAUGGGUUCUUUUACCCCAAGACCCGGGUUUACACAGAGAAGAAAGAGAUGGUGCCUCCUAGCAAGGUAACGGUGACCGAAGGUUUUUUGGAGGUAACAAAGUUCGAUUGGAAUAACGCCGUUUGCGUUUUAACCGUCGACGAAAUCGCGAGCGCCAAAGAAGAUCAACUAUCUCACAUGCCAAAGUAUUUGUUAGGGAAGGAAGGAUUCGAACAUUUGGACCCGUUCAUUCCGGUGGCUGUUAACGAAUACACGGACAAGGAAUUCACGAGUUGCAUGGAAUAUUAUAGGGAAAGAAAAUGGGUCCAACCUGCACCCGGUCAAGACGAAGAACUUUCUUUCCUGAGCGGCUCGAACCCUUACAAACUGAUGCAAAUCUGCGCCGGUCUGUAAGUGCGUUAUUUGUAGAAUAUAUUUUAUAUUAAAAGAAUUAUUUAUAAAACCAAACAAUAUUUGUUCAAUUUAAUGAAUGCACAAACCCUACAUAAUGCGUACGAUUUCAGAUCUUAUGAUUUGUUCCGAGAGUUUUGCAAACUAAUCUUUAACCAUAGUUGAUGCGGAUAUUAAGAAAAUCGGGAGAAAUGAUAUGCAAAUAUAAAGUUAUUGUAAUAAACACUAUUUUUAAUAUAAUAAUAAAAUGUUUAAAAAUAUAAUAUAAUUUUUUUUUUGAUUGUGUCUUGGUAAAAUUGUAGACAUACAUUGUAUACAAAAUAAAAUAACUAUGAACGAAUACAGAAACAAAUUACAAUAUAUAUAUGUGUGUUGGUGGUAUAUAUGAUAUGGUCUCAUCAGAUAUAUAUUUUCUUUCAAUUAGCUACUACACAAUAUAAACGAACAAAUAAACAAAA
Nicrophorus vespilloides is the source of this 1692-nucleotide messenger RNA. RefSeq names its product 28S ribosomal protein S29, mitochondrial (gene mRpS29). Lineage: Eukaryota; Metazoa; Arthropoda; Insecta; Coleoptera; Silphidae. The record is from RefSeq and is a predicted model, not a curated record. Gene Ontology annotation, molecular function: structural constituent of ribosome. Gene Ontology annotation, biological process: apoptotic process. Gene Ontology annotation, cellular component: mitochondrial ribosome; mitochondrial small ribosomal subunit. The coding region runs from base 98 to 1237 and encodes 379 amino acids. The transcript is spliced from 2 exons.